Molecule: messenger RNA, 1214 nt
Organism: Micropterus dolomieu (smallmouth bass)
Lineage: Eukaryota; Metazoa; Chordata; Actinopteri; Centrarchiformes; Centrarchidae
Gene: nppcl
Product: C-type natriuretic peptide-like
Exons: 3
Coding region: 312-707 (131 amino acids)
Biological process (GO): receptor guanylyl cyclase signaling pathway; cGMP biosynthetic process
Cellular component (GO): extracellular region
Molecular function (GO): hormone activity; hormone receptor binding
Source: RefSeq, a predicted model, not a curated record
UCUACAAAACCUCUGCAGCAUCCCAGCUGAUGCCCCAGCAUUCAGCUCCUGCCAAGAGGACCGACACAAGAGGAAGAAAAUCAGCCCUUUGCAAUUCCAUCACAGAGCAAGGAGUAGGAGGAGUCAAUCGAGUGAGAGAGUGAUGCUCCCAGCAGGUGCCAACAAGUGAGAGGUAGCCCAGCGACUGAGAACGAAGGGAGAUGGAGAAGAGUCUGUGAGAGCAGAAUACGCCCAGAGCUCUGAGGAGACAAACGACAGCCACUGUAUUUUCAGUCCUCCAGCUCCAGUUGUUCGUGUCUGUCUCUGCUGCCAUGCUGUGUCCUGCGCUGCUUUGUGCCACCCUGCUCCUCCUGACACCCCUGGAGAUCACAGAGGCUCGCGCUCUGCACCCUUCUCCUGAUGCUGUGCAGUUCAUGGAGCAGUUUCUGGAACGCUACAAUGACCUUUUGACCCUGGACGACCUGGAGAACCUGUUGAAUAGCCAACCGGAGGAGCAGUCCACCUUCUCCUCAGGGGUCAAAGCAGCCGAGUACCCCAAAUGGGCUGAUGGCCAAACGCAGGCUGAGACCCCCUGGCUGCGCCUGCUGAAGGGGGCUGUGGCCAAUCAGAAGCGCGCAGAACCGGACCGGUCAAGGAGGGGCUGGAACCGAGGAUGCUUUGGGCUGAAACUGGAUCGGAUCGGGUCCAUGAGCGGGCUGGGCUGUUAGUGGAGAGAGAAGCGAAAAUAAAGACUGAUGGCAUAAUUCUUAGGUAUUAUAGGGGAAAACACACAUGCAGUGAAGAGUGUUCACGUGUGUGUAGGCUACAUGUAGUAUGGUGUAAACUCGCGGCAGUGUUAAUGUGGUUUCAUCCAGCGUACAGAUACCAUAGAUCAGACGCUUCACUCUAUUGUGGCUGUUUUAACAGAGCAGCUGUAGUUUAUUCCAUGUUUAAGUAUUAAACUGAAUAUUAGAACAUGUGAGCUAUGUUUACAUCAAAUUAUCACCUUUUGAAUGUUGAGCUUGUUUUUAAGUAAACUGGCACUUCAUGUAUUUCUAGCUUUGUCUGCGUACCGUAGCCUAUAGAUGUAAAAGUGUUUAGGCAUUUCAUGGCCAGGGGGUCGUGCUAAAAUCAGGUGUAAUGGACGAGGAUAUCCAAUUGAUGGCACCUGUAAUUCCUGCUGUUUCAUUUUUAUGUUUACUUAUGAUUAGCAUGAAUAAAUGGAUUUGACAUUU